GCCAGGACUUUUCAUAUGACGUGUUUGCUGCCCUAUGUGGAAUGGCUCUUUGACAGCUGUCCCCAUCGCUGCUAGGGGUAAUGAGCACCCUUCGUGUCAGCCUCGUUCCCGAGGAGAGGGUCUGAGUAAGAAGUGAAAAUUGCUCCUCACACAUGAAGUCUGGGCCUUGCAUGGUGGGGUGGAACCUCAUGGAGCAAUCUUGUACUGCUGCUCCCCUACUGCUGCACCCGUUGUGUGGAUUGGGGGAAAACAAAUCUUCACAGCAGUACUAAGGCCCUAAAUCAGCAAAGCAUUGAAACCUGCCUCACUCUAACCAUAUGAGAAAUCCCUAUCCAACAGAGCACUGAAACACACGCUUAAGACAGGCAAUUAAAGAUAAGCAAGUCCUUCAAUACCUUGCUGAAGUGUGGCCUAUGCAGCUUUAGCCAUUCUUAUUUGGUCUUUCCAGGGUUUGAUGGAGAACUUUGUGGAAGUCGCAGAGAUUUGUCUUUCAACCUCUCAGACGUUAACCCAAAGCAUCGCAGGCUCGUCCUCCCUCGGCCAAGAAAGACCCAGGCAGAGCGAAGAGCAGGGAAGAAAUGGCGGAGUUGCCAGUCACAGAACUAACUCUCGAUUCGGCCCACUCCAGUGGCAGGUUCACCAUUAGCACCCUGAUCAGCACCGAGGACAGCAGCAAACCUCACUACGGACAGCCUGAUGCCGGUGACACUGUCCAUCCCAGCCAUCUCACCCACAGCAGCACUUUGUACUUGAGGACCUUUGGCUACAACACCGUGGAUGUUGUGCCAACUUACGAACAUUACGCCAACACAAAAGGCGCAGGUGAAACCCAUAAAGUUAGGCCCACCCUGGCAGAUCUACAUUCUUUCCUGAAGUUGGACAGUGGCCGUCUCCACGACCCAGCGUACGAGCCCCAGAGAAGUAGCGGCCUGAGUGAUGAAGCAACUGAGGAAGACGGUGGCGAGGGUGGGGCAAAGCCUCCAGGAGAGCCUGUCCGAUUCGGAUGGGUGAAAGGGGUGAUGAUUCGUUGCAUGUUGAACAUCUGGGGUGUGAUUCUCUAUUUGCGAUUGCCCUGGAUCACUGCCCAGGCAGGAAUUGCACUCACGUGGCUGAUUAUCUUCAUGUCUGUGACAGUAACGAGCAUCACAGGCUUGUCAAUCUCUGCCAUCUCCACCAACGGCAAAGUGAAAUCAGGUGGCACGUAUUUCCUCAUCUCAAGAAGUCUCGGUCCAGAACUGGGUGGCUCCAUCGGUCUCAUAUUUGCCUUUGCAAAUGCAGUAGCAGUGGCCAUGCAUACGGUGGGCUUUGCGGAAACUGUACGUGACCUGCUCCAGGAAAGUAACUCGCCCAUUGUAGAUCCCACAAAUGAUAUCCGCAUCAUCGGGGUCAUCACAGUGACAGUGCUACUUGGGAUUUCCUUGGCUGGAAUGGAAUGGGAAGCAAAGGCACAGGUGCUGUUCUUCAUAGUCAUCAUGAUUUCCUUCAUAAAUUACGUAGUGGGGACGGUGAUGCCAGCCUCUGAGGAGAAGCAGGCAAAAGGAUUCUUCAGUUACCGAGCGGAUAUUUUUGCUCAGAACUUUGUGCCAAAUUGGCGUGGACCCGAUGGCACCUUCUUUGGUUUGUUUUCCAUUUUCUUUCCAUCAGCAACAGGCAUCUUGGCUGGAGCCAACAUUUCAGGUGAUUUGAAGGAUCCAGCAGUCGCCAUUCCCAAAGGCACACUGAUGGCUAUAUUCUGGACUACGGUAUCCUAUCUGGCUAUUUCUGCUACAAUUGGUGCCUGCGUGGUACGCGAUGCCUCCGGGAACUUGAAUGACUCCAUUCCUAUUGGUUCUCUGGGCUGUGAAGGACUUGCCUGCAGCUAUGGGUGGAACUUCACGGAGUGUGCCCAGAAGCAGAGCUGCCACUAUGGACUCAGCAAUUAUUACCAGAGUAUGAGCCUGGUGUCCGGAUUUGCCCCGCUGAUCACGGCUGGAAUCUUUGGGGCCACCCUCUCCUCAGCUCUGGCCUGCCUGGUCUCAGCACCCAAAGUCUUCCAGUGCCUGUGCAAGGACCAGCUGUACCCACUGAUUGGCUUAGCUGUGGGGUUCAUUCUGAUCGCUGAACUGAACACGAUUGCCCCAAUCAUCUCCAACUUCUUCCUGUGCUCCUACGCACUCAUCAAUUUCAGCUGUUUCCAUGCCUCCAUCACCAACUCGCCAGGAUGGAGGCCAUCGUUUCGUUACUACAGCAAGUGGGCUGCGCUCUUCGGUGCCGUUGUGUCUGUCGUGAUCAUGUUUCUGUUGACCUGGUGGGCAGCUCUGAUAGCCAUCAGCAUCGUUGUCUUCUUACUGGGCUACGUGCUCUACAAAAAGCCUGAAGUGAACUGGGGCUCGUCUGUGCAGGCAGGUUCGUACAACUUGGCCCUGAACUAUUCCGUGGGACUCAAUGAAGUCAAUGAGCACAUUAAGAACUACAGGCCCCAAUGCCUGGUCUUAACAGGCCCCCCCAACUUCCGCCCAGCCCUGGUGGAUUUUGUGGGCACGUUCACCAAAAACCUCAGCUUGAUGAUUUGUGGAAACGUGCUGAUAGGGCUGUGCAAGCAGAAGAUGUCAGAAUCCAGGCUCACCUCCAAUGGCCAUAUGAAGUGGCUGACCAAAAGAAAGAUUAAAGCUUUCUAUACGGAUGUGGUAGCUGAUGACCUGAGAAGUGGAGUCCAAAUGCUUAUGCAGGCAUCCGGCCUUGGGAAGAUGAAACCUAACAUCCUGGUGAUGGGCUACAAAAAGAACUGGCAGAGAGCGCACCCCAGGACUGUGGAGGAGUACACGGGAAUCCUGCAUGACGCAUUCGACUUCAAGUAUGGAGUGUGCUUAAUGAGAACGAAGGAAGGGCUGAAUGUUUCCAGGAUGAUGCAGGCUCACAUUAACCCAGUUUUUGACCUAUCAGAAGACCCCAAAGAGAAUGGAGCAAAUGGAGUGGUACCCACUGUGACAGGCACAUUGGAUCCUGAUGCCCUGAGAGCAGAACAGCAAGCAAGCACCAUCUUCCAGACUGAACAGGGCAAGAAGACCAUUGACAUCUACUGGCUCUUUGAUGAUGGAGGUCUGACGCUCCUGAUUCCCUACCUCCUCAGUCGCAAGAAGCGGUGGGGAAAGUGCAAAACCCGGGUGUUUGUUGGUGGGCAGAUCCAGAGGAUGGAUGAAGAGAGGAAGGCGAUUGUGUCUCUGUUGAACAAGUUCCGCCUUGGGUUCCAUGAGGUGCAUGUCCUUCCCGACAUUAACCAGCAACCACGCCCUGAACACAUCAAGAGAUUUGAUGAGCUGAUCGCCCCCUUCAGGCUGAACGAUGGGUUGAAGGACGAGGCUGUGGUGAAUGAAAUGAGGCGGGACUGCCCCUGGAAGAUUUCUGAUGAGGAGGUUAAUAAAAACAAAGCGAAGUCACUUCGACAAGUGAGACUGAAUGAGAUCUUGCUGGAUUACUCACGCGAUGCUGCUCUCAUAGCCAUAACCUUGCCAAUCGGCAGAAAGGGGCGAUGCCCCAGCUCCCUCUAUAUGGCCUGGCUAGAAACCCUCUCACAAGACCUAAGACCUCCAGUUAUUCUGACCAGAGGAAACCAAGAAAAUGUUCUGACAUUUUACUGCCAAUAGGAUGUGGCUGAAUACACAGCAGGUUGGGAUGUGAAUUUUUCAGGCCAGGCUGGAAAGAACUCUUCUGGAUUUUGGGAUGGUAGUGGUUGGUGAAAGCAAACAUUCCUGGUUUCAGCUGACGGCAGCCAAUGAUAAAGGAUUGCUGAUGGGAAAUGACUAACACUGGGUUACGCCAUUUGCCCUCCCCUUUCUGAAAACUGAUCUUGCUGAUCCUAGUCUGUGUGUCUCCCAUGCUGCAAACAGCCCUGUGCUAGCAGCUGGAAAUGCAUCAACAAUCUUAAUCAUAAUUGUAUAAAAGCUGCACUUUCCCUUGUUGGCAAAGAAAAGAGAGAGGAGAGAGACGAGAGGGAGGUGGGGAAAACAAGCAGAAAAAUGAAUAGGGAUGGUGCUGGUCUUAGAAUUUCGGGGAAGGAAAGGGAGAACCCAUUGUGUUACAAUCCCACCUUGCAGCAUAGAGGUUUGUGCCAAUGUAUUGUUCCAGGAUGUUCUCUGUUGUGUCCACACAUAUUGUGCUUUCUAUGUCUCCACAAAGGGAAUUGCGCUGUUCAAAGUCUGAACUGUGUCAACCUCACAACCCUCUGUAAAUCAGGCUUCCUGCCCCUUAUUAAAGCUGAGGAAAUGGAGGUCAAGUGAGUGACCCAAGGCCACAUUGUGUG
Pelodiscus sinensis (Chinese soft-shelled turtle) is the source of this 4279-nucleotide messenger RNA. It is a transcript of the gene SLC12A3, whose product is annotated as solute carrier family 12 member 3. Gene Ontology annotation, biological process: potassium ion import across plasma membrane; chloride ion homeostasis; potassium ion homeostasis. The record is from RefSeq and is a predicted model, not a curated record. Gene Ontology annotation, molecular function: sodium:potassium:chloride symporter activity. Gene Ontology annotation, cellular component: apical plasma membrane. NCBI's taxonomy places the organism in Eukaryota, Metazoa, Chordata, Testudines, Trionychidae.